This is a messenger RNA of Echinococcus granulosus, 660 nucleotides long. Its product is annotated as Protein Dr1. Gene Ontology annotation, biological process: chromatin remodeling; negative regulation of transcription by RNA polymerase II; positive regulation of transcription by RNA polymerase II. Gene Ontology annotation, cellular component: negative cofactor 2 complex. Gene Ontology annotation, molecular function: core promoter sequence-specific DNA binding; TBP-class protein binding; protein heterodimerization activity. The transcript has 4 exons. The record is from RefSeq and is a predicted model, not a curated record. The coding region runs from base 1 to 660 and encodes 219 amino acids. Lineage: Eukaryota; Metazoa; Platyhelminthes; Cestoda; Cyclophyllidea; Taeniidae.
AUGGUAAUUGGAAUUGAAGAUGAUUUCACCUUCAAAGAGGACGAAGAGGUUGCCAUUCCCCGCGCCUCGUUAAACAAGUAUAUAAAGGACAUUCUACCAGACGCUCGUCUUGCCAUCGAGACACGAGAGCUGCUUCUCAGCUGUUGUCACAAAUUCAUCCAUCAGCUCUCUACUGAAGCUAAUGCCGCCUGCGCUCGAGCCAAAAAGAAGACAAUCAACCCUGAACACAUUCUUAGCGGCCUCGAUUCUAUGGGCCUGUCUAGCUACGUUGCCGAUGUCAGAGCGGCUAAUGAGGGCGCAAAGGUGGAGCUAAAGGAUAGACGAAUGCUCAGUGCGAGUCACCGAUUCAAGAAGCAUGACAGCGCUGAGUUGCAGCGACUCAUGGAAGAGCAGGAGCGGAUUUUUGAGCUGGCUCGUGCGGGGAUGCUGGAGGAGCAGCAGCAAGUGAACGAGAGCGACCUGGUGAAGGCCGCCGCCUCUACGAUGGCAGCGUUAGGGGGUGGCAACACCGCCGCCACCGAUACCUCGUCUAAAGGGAAUACCUCCUCUUCCGCCGCUGCAACCUCAUCAGUGGACAAUAAGCCCUCCACGUCUAUUCCAGCCUCUGCGCUCCUUUUAGGCGGUCUGACUGGUGUGGACGAGGAAGAUAAUUACGAUUGA